AUGGAGGCCCCGCCCGACUCCGGGCCCCAAGCCUCGGCCUCGGCCUUGGCUCCGUUGCGCGCUUCGGAGGUGGCGCGGCUCCGUGAGGAGCAGGAAAAGGUGGUCACUAACUGCCAAGAGAAAAUCCAGCACUGGAAGAAGGUAGAUAAUGACUAUAAUGCCCUUCAAGAAAGACUCAGUACAUUGCCUGAUAAAUUGUCUUAUAAUAUCAUGGUAUAUAUAAGAAAAACAAUAGAUGACUUAAAAAAAGUGAUGAAAAAUUUUGAAUCCAGAGUUGAAUUCACAGAAGACUUGCAGAAAAUGAGUGAUGCUGCAAGUGAUAUUGUUGACAUAAGAGAAGAAAUUAAAAAUGACUUUGAAUGUAAAGUAAAACACCGAAUUGCUCAUAAACCUCACUCCAAACCAAAAACUUCAGAUAUUUUUGAAGCAGAUUUUGCAAAUGAUGUAAAAUACAAGGAUUUGCUUGCUGAUCAGGAACUGUGGGCUCGCCUUGAAGAACUAGAGAGACAAGAAGAAUUGCUGGGUGAACUUGAUAGUAGACCUAGUACUGUGAUUUCAAAUGGGGAAGAUACAACUUCUUCUGAAGAGGAAAAGGAGGAUCAAAAUACACGUGUGAAAACGAAGUGUCAAGUAACAGACUCUGUUAUUCCCAGCGGGUGUCAUAAUGAUUCAGAACUAGUCAAUGGUCAAGUGAAUAGUCACUUGAAUUGUUCAGUGAAUGGUUCAAAUUCUUAUCACAGUAAUGAAGAUGAUGAUGAUGAUGAUGAUGAAGAUGAUGACAUUGAAAAUGAACAUGAUGCUUUAGGGGUUGGAGAUAAUUCUGUACCAACAAUAUAUUUUUCUCAUACUGUUGAACCUAAGAAGGUUCGAAUAAAUACUGGAAAAAAUACCACUUUAAAGUUCAGUGAAAAGAAGGAGGAAGCCAAACGUAAACGGAGGAGUGGUUCUGGUGGUGCUCAUUCUGCCCAUGAGCCGCCCACCAUCAGGACUCCUGCUGACAUUUACAGGCAGCAUGGCCAUCAAGUACCAGCUGACAUGGAAAAGCCAGAGUUUGACACUUCGGCUUUUUCUGGAACUGUAAUAGAAAAAGAAUUUUUAUCACCCUCCUUACCACCACACCCAGCCAUUUCUCAUCCAGUGCUACCCACCAUUCCAGAACGAAAAGAAGUUAUGUCAGAAGCAUCAGAAGAAACAACAAAGAGGGUUUCAAAGUUCAAAGCUGCCAGAUUGCAACAGAAAAACUAG
This is a messenger RNA of Orycteropus afer afer, 1245 nucleotides long. RefSeq names its product URI1 prefoldin like chaperone (gene URI1). Gene Ontology annotation, biological process: negative regulation of transcription by RNA polymerase II; negative regulation of phosphatase activity. The coding region runs from base 1 to 1245 and encodes 414 amino acids. Gene Ontology annotation, molecular function: chromatin binding; phosphatase inhibitor activity; transcription corepressor activity. Lineage: Eukaryota; Metazoa; Chordata; Mammalia; Tubulidentata; Orycteropodidae. The transcript has 10 exons. The record is from RefSeq and is a predicted model, not a curated record.